Molecule: messenger RNA, 1164 nt
Organism: Penicillium expansum
Lineage: Eukaryota; Fungi; Ascomycota; Eurotiomycetes; Eurotiales; Aspergillaceae
Exons: 1
Coding region: 1-1164 (387 amino acids)
Source: RefSeq, a predicted model, not a curated record
AUGCCCUCAUGGGGAAGACCACCGGGGGCACGAACGGGGAGAAAUACUAGGGGACGCGCGGCUUGGGAGGAGACACGGCUGGAGGAGGUGGAUAGUGAGGAGGAUGCAUACGGGCGGGAGCUGGUGCGGAGCAGUCGAUACAAGCAGGAGUAUGGAGGACGAGGGCCGCGGAGGCGACCUGUGGAUUAUGAGGAUCUGACGGAUGAAUCUGAAUCAGUUGAUGGGGGAGAAUACGAUCUAUACGACCAUGAGGAUAGCACGGUCGCCUAUGCGAUUCAACUGGCCAUGCGGGACAAGGAAGAUCAAUUGGUGGACACAGCGCUCGAGCGAAUUCGCCGUGCCCAAGUUCUGGGAAAGAAGAACGUUCGGCUGUCGAAACGCGAACUGGAUGCCUUGGAGCGCAAGCGCCAGCAGUCGGACGGUUCGAGCGGAAGCCGGCGCCCUUCGGUCAACUCUGUCAAGACGACGUCGCGCCCAUCGUCCCGACGGAGCGCUGUUGUUGCACCCGAGCAGCAGUCCGGCCCGUAUCCGACCUUUGCGCCUGAUGCACAUAGCAUCUGGGCUCGUGGGACGGCUGCCAAUGGCCGGCCGACCAGCUCAUCUUCUGCUGCCCGUCCCCGGACUCCAACGACCCAAUCUCUUCGUCCCCAGCAGUCCAAUUCACCUCUUCGACCUCCCUACCCACCAUAUACCCCCGAGCGAUUUGCCCCCAAUGGCCGACCACAGUCCAUGCAACAAGCGCCUGUGUUCCAACGGCCACUGCCAGACGAUCCUCAAUGGGCCCCACCCUACUACAACACCAUGCAGAUGAGUCCAUACGGGGAGCCUGUGCCACACCAACCGGUUCCCACCGAUGUUCGGGCCGGACAGCCAAAUCGAAUGAGUUACCCUUCAACCACUCCAUACCCAGCUUAUCAAUCCCAAUCUCCGGGCAAACGCCCACCGCAAGCGACCCCGCAGACCCGGGGCAGCCUAGCUCCAGCUCCAGCUCUAGCUCCAUCUAAGUUGGGGGCGGAGGAAUCCAGUGAAGAGUCGGAGAGCAGCGAAGAGGAUGAAGUGCAGAUUGUCAAGGUGGCCAAGGUGGCUGAGCGCAAGGCCCCGCCAGUUGCUGCUGCGCAGAGGCGGCCCGUUACUGGAACCACACGUAAACGGACCAGUCGAUGA